This is a messenger RNA of Brassica rapa (field mustard), 1855 nucleotides long. RefSeq names its product serine/threonine protein phosphatase 2A 57 kDa regulatory subunit B' epsilon isoform. Lineage: Eukaryota; Viridiplantae; Streptophyta; Magnoliopsida; Brassicales; Brassicaceae. Gene Ontology annotation, biological process: signal transduction. The record is from RefSeq and is a predicted model, not a curated record. Gene Ontology annotation, molecular function: protein phosphatase regulator activity. Gene Ontology annotation, cellular component: protein phosphatase type 2A complex.
CGACAUCAUUUUCUGGUUACGCCUGAACAGUCUUCCACAAUACGGUGUCGUCCUAAUGCUUCUCCCUCUCCGAUCUCAGACAUCUCCUCCUUUCAUCAUCGCUUCAAAGGGUUGUGAUUAAUCAUUCCGACAAGAAAAAAAAAAAGACAAAGAUUGCAUCUUUGUAAUAAAAAGAGAUCCGAAAAUGUUGAACAAGAUCAUGAAACUGGGCGGGAAGAAAUUCAGCAAAUCAGAUCAAGACAACACCUCCGGCGUCAACACCGUCGUCCGCAGCAGCCGCCCCACAACCGCCGCCGCGCCUCCAUCGUCAACCGGCGAAUCACAAUCCGCCGCUCCGUCGCCUUCGCAGACACCAAACCACCCAAUGUUCACAGCACCACCUUCCCUCGAAGUGCUUCCACUGCUAAAAGACGUCUCCUCCUCGGAUCGUCCUCUCCUCUUCAUGAAGAAGGCUCACAUGUGCUCUUGCCAAUGCGACUUCUCAGACUCACUGAUCAUGCCGCGCGAGAAAGAGAUCAAGAGGCAGACGCUUCUCGAGCUCGUCGACUUCCUCCACUCCUCCUCAGGCAAAGUGAACGAGACGAUGCAGAGCGAGCUUAUACGCAUGGUCUCGGCGAACAUGUUCAGGUGUCUCCCGCCCGCGCAUUACGAGAACACCGGAGCUCCUCCUGAAGGUAACGAUCCCGAGGAGGAGGAGCCUUAUCUUGAGCCAUGGUGGCCUCAUCUGCAGCUUGUUUACGAGCUUCUCCUGCGUUACGUUGUGUCUUCCGAGAUAGAGCCCAAGACUGCUAAGAAGUUCAUCAACCACACCUUUGUCUCGAGGCUGCUCGAUCUGUUCGACUCCGAGGAUCCUAGGGAGAGGGAGUACUUGAAAACUGUCCUUCACAGGAUCUACGGGAAGUUCAUCUUCCACCGUCCUUUCAUCAGGUGCUCCAUUUACAACAUCUUCUACAAGUACUUGUAUGAGACUGAGAGGUGUGUUGGAAUCGGAGAGUUGCUGGAGAUUCUCGGGAGUGUGAUCAAUGGGUUCACAGUACCGAUGAGAGAGGAGCAUGUACUGUAUCUUGUGAAGGCCAUUUUGCCGCUGCACAAGUCGAAAGGCAUCUCCAUUUUCCACCAGCAGUUGUCGUAUUGCGUGGUGCAGUUUGUGGAGAAAGAUUACAAGUUGGCUGAUACUGUGAUCCGUGGGCUGUUGAAGUACUGGCCGCUUACGAAUUGUAAUAAGGAGGUUCUGUUCUUGGGAGAGCUUGAAGAGGUUUUGGAUGUUACAGAGCCUUCAGAGUUUCAGCAUUGUGUUGUUCCUCUUUUUAGACAGAUUGGGAAGUGUCUUAACAGCGCAAACUUCCAGGUUGCAGAGAGAGCUCUUUUCUUGUGGAACAAUGAGCAUAUCGUAGGCUUGAUUGCUGAGAACAAAGAUAUGAUCUUUCCGAUAAUCUUUGAAGCGUUGGAGAGGAACAUGAAAGGACAUUGGAACCAAGCGGUGCAUGGUUUGUCUGAGAACGUUAGGAGAAUGUUUAUGGAGAUGGACAAUGAGCUGUUUGAAGAGUGCGAGAAGCGACAUCUGGAGAACGAAGCUAAGGCUUGUGAGUUGUUGGAACAAAGAGAGAUGACAUGGAAGAGACUUGAAGAGGCUGCUUCUUUAGCUGCAAACUGAAAGGACCAUCUGAUGAUGAAUUUUAGCUAUUCUUCCUUGAGUAUUUUUUUUUUCCUGUAGAAACUCUCUAAUAAUUUGUUUGUUCUUUGAUUCUUUUAGUUUUGUUCUCUUGUAAAAUGGCGACCAGGAAUAUGAAUCCACAUGUCGCUGAUCAGAUUAUGUCAUAGAAGAUAAGUUUAGUGCUGUUUAUUUCAGCUUCUC